Striga hermonthica is the source of this 1326-nucleotide messenger RNA. NCBI's taxonomy places the organism in Eukaryota, Viridiplantae, Streptophyta, Magnoliopsida, Lamiales, Orobanchaceae. The record is from the annotation of a GenBank genome assembly.
AUGGGGAAGAAGAGCGGCGGGAGUGGCUGGUUUUCGACGGUGAGGAAGGUUUUUAAGCAAUCUCCGGCCAAGGAUUCGCCGGAAAAGAAGAAAGAAAGCAUAGAAAAAUGGCAAUUCGAAGUACCAGAAGUCGUGUCGCUGGAGCAUUUUCCGGCCGGAAGUUCGCCGGACGAGACGAAUGAGGAGAGCCUCCGGUCAUCUUCAGCAGCAGAGGAUCCGAACCACGCUAUGGCGGUGGCGGUGGCCACCGCCGCCGCCGCCGAGGCGGCGGUCGCGGCUGCUCAGGCGGCGGCUAAGGUGGUCAGGCUAGCCGGCUACGGCCGCCAGUCCAAGGAAGAAAGGGCCGCGACUCUUAUACAGUCCUAUUACAGAGGUUACCUGGCUAGACGAGCUUUGCGCGCUUUGAAGGGCUUGGUGAGGCUACAGGCUCUUGUGAGGGGCCACAAUGUGCGCAAACAAGCCCAAAUGACAAUGCGGUGCAUGCAUGCGCUCGUGCGCGUGCAGGCCCGAGUCAGAGCCCGUAGGCUUAAGUUGGCCCACGACAAGAACAAGGCCCAAAUCGCCAAGUUGGAGUAUGAAGAACAUAUGUUUGAGGAGGCUGAAAAGAAGAGGAAUCAAAUGAAGAAGAUGGAUUACGGGCAAUGGAAUAGGAGGAAUCAUGGGAAAGUUGGAGAAAGUCGAUCGAGAAAGGCACAUGAUCCUGGGUUGAAAAGGGAUAAAGCUCUUACAUAUGCUAUGGCUUACCAGCAAAGAAUGUUACAAUGUGACCCCAUGAGCGACAAUUUCGACCUCGGGGCCAAUUGGGGGUGGAACGGGCUCGAGCGGUGGAUAGAGGCCCAACCGCCCCAACAUCGGCAAAGGGCCCGACAAAACGCCACGGAUAGCAUGUCCGAGAAAACAGUCGAGAUGGACCUACUCAUCCCGUUGGCCUCGGAGGAUGUAAGCAUGGGCCGUCUCAGUGGAGACUGCAUUGAGUCGAGCCCAUACUCUUCGCGAAAGCCUCGUAGAUUGGGCUUGGAUGAUGUCCCUAGCUACAUGGCCCAAACCCAGUCCGCGAAGGCAAAGGUGAGGAGCGAGGGCCCGACUAAGCAGCGGAGCCCACAGGGGCCCCAGUGGAACCCGUCGACGAAGAAAGGGAGUGGUAUUGGGCUGGGCUACGAGUCUUCGAGCUCCGGUGGAGGUACAGCUGCAUAUCAGCCCAGGAAAAGCCCACAUAAGCAGGAUAAUAAUCGUCGGCUGGCUAAGUGGAUGUACAGCCCGGAGUCCAGCAGUGAGGAUAGGGCUCUGGCUUUGGGGGCCCAAACUUGGAGGCAUGAUUUUGGGUGA